Molecule: messenger RNA, 3018 nt
Organism: Leptosia nina
Lineage: Eukaryota; Metazoa; Arthropoda; Insecta; Lepidoptera; Pieridae
Source: the annotation of a GenBank genome assembly
AUGGCGCAGAGUUCUGUGGAUUCCGACAGAUUAUCAUCAGCUGGAAUAUCGACUCACAGCUCUGGUACUGCGGGGACUGUUGGUGGAUCUGUUGUUGGUGUUAGAGUUGGUGAUCAAGGCCAUAAAAGGGAGGAUGAAGAUGAUUAUUUGGGACCAUUACCUCCAAUGUGGGAAAAAGCAUUCACACCUUCUGGAGAGAGGUAUUUCAUAGACUAUAACACCGGUACAUCCCACUGGCUAGACCCACGCUUAGCUAGGGUGAGGAAGCAUUCUUUGGGUGAAUGUGGUGAAGAUGAGUUGCCAUAUGGAUGGGAAAGAGUCACUGAUGAAAGAUAUGGUUCUUAUUACGUGGAUCAUAUUAAUCGACGAACACAGUAUGAAAAUCCAGUUCUACAGGCGAGGCGGUUGAGAGCGGAAAAGUUGGCAGCGGAAAGUAAUAACAACAAUCAGGCGAAUGGAACUCAACCGACUGGAGAGUUAAGGGGAGAGAGAUUCUCAUUGACGCUAACAAAAGGAACGCAGGGUCUUGGCUUCACAUUGAUUGGUGCAGAAGGUUCACCUGAAACCGAGGGCUAUCUUCAAAUAAGAAGCAUAGUUCCACACAGUCCAGCAUGGAUAGACGGAGCUUUAAGGCCUGGCGAUGUAAUAGUGGGUGUGGGAAACCUCGGUGUUCGUGGACUGUCGCACGCGCAGGUCGCGCAAAUAUUCCAGGGCAUAGCAGCUGGUAGUGACGUAACUUUGCAUUUUGUCAGAGGAUAUCCUCUAUCCUUCGAUUCUGAGGAUCCAAACACAAGAGUGCUAAGUACACUAGCAGUGGACGCAAGCAGCGAUGCUGUAGCCAUGCAGCAACUUACUAGAGCACUGCGGACUAGAUUCAAUCUGGAUUCCCCAAACGACCAGAGCCGCGACGAAACAGAUAAUUCCCGUGACGUCAGUAGUCCGUCACAGCGCCGUCUGCUUUCCCGCUCCUUCGAUCUGGACGAAUUACCUACAACGGAAGCAAACUCGCUACCCCCUAGAUGCCCGUCCGCUGAUCAUUUGCUUACUUUAGCUACAGAUCACCAACACCGCAGUGCAACAACCGAACCAGGGCGAGAACUAGUACUGACACUUAGGCGAGGAGCAGCCGGCUUCGGUUUCACCAUUGCCGACAGUGUACAUGGUCAAAAAGUUAAAAAGGUGUUAGAUUUGGGCCGUUGUGCAGGGCUAAGAGAAGGUGACCUAUUAUUGCAAAUUGGUGAUACAGACGUACGUCAUGUUCCACAUCAACGUGUUGUUCAGGUACUUAAAGAAUGUCCCGCUAUGUCUGAAACAACUCUUCGGGUCUGGAGAAAGAACACAAUAACAAGAGCUCCUAGAAGCAGAUCAGCAACUAGGGUUCAACCUACGAAUACGAACGCUGUAAACUCACAACUGGGAAGAAGUAAAACGCCGACGGCAGAACAACUGCGGUCACCAGCGCUGAACAAUUCCGAUCCAAUAAGAAGUAGACAGAAUGAGAUGAAUUCUGUAGAAGCCACUUACGCGGUACCGGAACACAAAUCGCGAGAAACCCGCGAAAGCCUAAUGGACAGACGACGCAGAAGUUCUACGCCUGGAGCCAGAUUAACCCUACCAGUUGUCACGCCCUGGAGCGAACAGACAGACAACUGGACGGAACGCGAGACCUGGAUAGACAACUCCAAUAAUAUCCGCAACUGGGCAGAGAACGCACAGAAGUGGGAUGAUAAUGCGCAAAAGUGGGAUGGGGCGAGUCAGAAAUGGGAGGGGAAGGGAACGAGCAAUGGUAAUUGGGAGGGAAACGGGGAGAGAUGGAAUAAUAAUUGGGGGGAAGUUCCGACGCCCACUGUGCACGUCGAUAUGAAUGCAGCGUACUGGAGAGGCAAUGCUAGUGUCGCGGAUAGUAGUGAUAAUGGGGGUUUUCCUGAAGAUGGCCUCCUCCAUUCGCCAACAACUGCAGCCAUCAGCGGCCUAAACCGACAGUCGCCUUCAAACAGUCGUCUUAGGCCGCUUUCACCUUCUAAUUCUACAGGUCGUCUUAGAAGUAACUCGCCGUCCAACACAAGUGCAACAGACAGACUCCUAAAUAAUUCUCCAUCAGCAAGGCUGCAGAGCCAGUCUCCUUCUAACAACUCAUCUAAUGGGAGGAUAAAAGGAUCUCCACUUAGGCUCCGGGACCCGUCUCCGUCCAGACACAUCCAUUCACCCGUUUCACAUCGUUCCGCCUCAUGUUUUGAUGGAGAAAUGCCUCAAGCCAGUUAUGUGGCUAACUAUCCACAGGUUGAAGCUGGCGGUUCCACAGACCCCGAAGCGGAUGUUUUAGUUCGUCUAGCACGUGGGAGUGCUGGAUUCGGCUUCCGUAUUGUAGGCGGCACUGAAGAUGGGAGUCGGGUUGCUGUUGGAUACGUCGUACCAGGUGGUCCAGCAGACGGCCUCCUGCGUCCUGGUGACUUAUUGACUUCAGUGGAUGGGAUCCCUUUAAAUGGCGCUACACAUGCGCGAGCCGUUGCUUACGUUUGUCAAGCGGCGACAAGAGGGCAUGUAACCCUGGGUGUCAGACACAAUAGAGCAGAUAUUCAACCUCUUGGGAUACCAGCAGUCGUCCCAAAUCAUCAACAUCAACCUAUGAUUGCUGCGGAGCCGCCCGUUGCACACAUACCGGCCUCAUAUAAUAUUCUGCAUCCAGCGCCCAUGUACCCACCUACGGCACAUAUGCCAAUGUACGGCGUACAAUAUGAAGCAAGUAGCGGUUGGACAGUGCCAUAUGACGUCACGGUGACGAGGAGCGAAGGGGAGGGUUUUGGCUUUGUUGUGAUCUCCUCAACUAACAAAGCUACCAGCACCAUCGGUCAACUUAUCCCCAACUCGCCAGCAGCUCGCUGCGGCCUCUUACACGUCGGGGACACUAUAGUGGCCAUCAACCAUUUACCGGUUCGUAACUUGCCACAUCCAGAAGUGGUGGCACUAAUUAAACGAUCAGGGACGACGGUAACUCUUACGGUCUUACCGCCCGACUGA